Molecule: messenger RNA, 1098 nt
Organism: Phaedon cochleariae (mustard beetle)
Lineage: Eukaryota; Metazoa; Arthropoda; Insecta; Coleoptera; Chrysomelidae
Source: the annotation of a GenBank genome assembly
CUACAGUAUUCCAUUUAUUAUUUUAUUUUAGUAAACAUUUAGUUUCAGACAUGAAUACACUGCCGUACCAAUAAAUUUUGGAAUCACAUCUUCACUCUUCAGCACUCAGCAGAUAUUUUCAAAAUAUAAACAAGAAUGAGAAGGAAUAUCAGGGAAUAUUUUUGCUUCUCGUCUUGUUUUGACAAACAUAUGAUUUUGAAGUUAAGGUCAUGUCAAUGAUGAUGUCAAUGUCAAAUGAUGACAAAGGUCAGCUGUUCUACCCUAACCUCAAAUUUUAGUUACAUAAACGUCAGGAUGUUCUUUUCAAAGCUCAAAAACUCAUUAUCCUUAAAGUUUUCCUACCCGAUUUCCACAAAUAUCAAGUUGAGUGUACGACAUGUAUCAAAUACGGAAACAUUGGAACCAGUCAAGAUGUCCUAUGCCAGUUAUGAAAGCACUGUUUCGGAAGGACAUGAUCAGGCAAGCCCAUUGAUAAUAAUGCAUGGUCUUUUCGGUUCCAAAUCGAAUUGGAACAGCCUAUGCAAAGCAUAUAACCAAAAAUCCAACCCGCCCAGAAAAAUAAUAGCAAUUGAUGCCAGAAAUCAUGGAGACAGUCCUCAUAAUGAACACCACUCUUAUGCCCAUUUGGCUGCUGAUAUCAAAGCUCUAUUUGAACAGUUAUCAAUUUCUAAAGCCACCUUGAUGGGACAUUCAAUGGGUGGUAGGGCUGUGAUGCUUUUUGCUCUGAAAUAUCCUGAACUUGUUGAUAGGUUAGUGGUUGUGGAUAUUUCACCUGUAACAGAUAGUCCCAAUAUGAAUAAUUUGCCUGAUCUCUUUCGGGCUUUAGAAACAGUGAGUCUACCAACAGAGGUAUCUAUGUCUCAAGCCAGGAUCUUGGCUGAUUCACAGUUGGAAAAAUACAUUUCCAGCAAGGAGUUGAGGUCAUUUUUAUUGACUAACUUGGUUCAAAGAGACAAUGGAAGGUAUGAUUGGAGGGUGAAUAUUUCAGCUUUAUUAAAAAAUUACAACAAUAUUGCCAAAUUUCCACUAGUUAAUGAAUUACAAUAUGAUGGACCAACACUCUUUCUAGCUGGGACCAACUCUGAUUUUGUACAGUAA